This is a messenger RNA of Nilaparvata lugens (brown planthopper), 2354 nucleotides long. Its product is annotated as caseinolytic peptidase B protein homolog. The record is from RefSeq and is a predicted model, not a curated record. The coding region runs from base 97 to 1641 and encodes 514 amino acids. Gene Ontology annotation, cellular component: mitochondrion; cytoplasm. The transcript is spliced from 10 exons. Gene Ontology annotation, molecular function: ATP binding; protein binding; ATP hydrolysis activity. Lineage: Eukaryota; Metazoa; Arthropoda; Insecta; Hemiptera; Delphacidae. Gene Ontology annotation, biological process: cellular response to heat.
UCAAACUUAAUUGAUUCUUCUAAUGUGUGUUUUCCGUUUUCAGAAUUGAAGCUGUUCCGGCUUGCAAUCUAUGGAUCUCCAGUGGAAUUGAAAAAGAUGAUCACAACAGAGAAGUUUGAUGUGAACAUGAGACAUCCACUUGGCUGGACAUUGCUACAUGUGGCAGCCAUCAAUGGAAAGAAUAACAACGUGAAAGCUCUGCUAGAACUAGGGGCCGAUCCCAAUCUUGGAGACGAAUACAUCAAUAUGUAUCGGACUUCACAACAGAAGCACAUGCAUGCUCUGGAAGUUCUGACGAGACGCGAGGACGAGUUCUCGAACCAGCUGAACAACCGGUCGAGCGCUUCGUUUGAGGGCUUCACGGCGCUGCACUACGCCGUGCUGGUCGAUGACUACAAGUCGGUGCAGCUGCUGCUUGCUGCCGGCUGCAACCCCAACACCAAGAGCAGGUCGGGUCAUGCAGCCCUGGAGUUUGCGGCCGACGCCGGUCCUGUCAGGGAGAUGCUCAACAAGGCUAUGGCUGAGUAUGAAGAGAUUCAAAUGCAGAAAGAAAGAGAGGAAAGACGCCUGUUCCCGAUUGAACAGCGACUCAAACAGCAUAUCGUCGGUCAAGAAGGGGCCAUCACCAUUGUAUCGGCUGCUAUCAGACGGAAAGAGAACGGUUGGGCCGAUGACGAGCAUCCUCUUGUCUUUCUCUUUCUCGGCUCAUCGGGCAUUGGAAAGACAGAGCUAGCCAAACAAGUGGCGUCUUAUAUUCAUAAAAAUAAGGCAGACUGCUUCAUUCGUCUGGAUAUGUCUGAAUAUCAAGAGAAGCAUGAGGUGGCGAAACUGAUCGGCUCCCCUCCCGGAUAUGUGGGUCAUGAUGACGGCGGUCAGUUGACCAAGCGGCUGAAGAAAUGUCCGAACGCCGUCGUUUUGUUCGACGAAGUCGACAAAGCGCAUCCCGAUGUGCUCACUGUUCUUCUGCAGCUGUUCGAUGAGGGGCGCUUGACAGAUGGAAAGGGAAACACCAUUCAAUGCAAGGAUGCUAUUUUUGUGAUGACGUCUAACUUGGCUAGUGACGAAAUAGCUGAGCAUGCGCUGCAACUCAGGGCGGAAGCCAAGAAGAUCUCAGCACACAAUGUUUCAUCAGAUGCCGAUUAUGACGGUACCGACGCUUUCAAACAAGACGUGACAAUUUCUCGUAACUUCAAAGACAAUGUUGUGAGGCCUAUUCUGAAGCGCCAUUUUGGUAGAGAUGAGUUCCUCGGUAGGAUUAAUGAGAUGGUCUACUUCCUGCCCUUCUCCAGAUCCGAACUCAUGAAACUUGUUUCACGGGAACUCCAUUACUGGGCUGAAAAAGCUAAUGCAAAGCAUGCGAUUGAGUUGCAAUGGGACCAUCCGGUCGAGUGCCUAUUGGCCGAUGGCUAUGACGUGCAUUACGGAGCGCGCUCCAUCAAGUAUGAAGUAGAGAGGAGAGUGGUCAGUCAGCUGGCGGCCGCACAUGAACGAGGAAUCAUAGGCAGAGGAUCCUGCGUUAAAUUGGUGGUAUUAGAAGCAGAGGAUGAAGAGCCGUCGAUUCGAUUGAAAAUACGUACUCGUGAACAAGAUUAUAUCGAUAUUGAAGAACAGUACUUGGGAAUUCCUCACGACGAAUUUUAACAAAAUAGGCUCGCGAUAAUUUUUUCAAUGCAAUACAUUGAAGACGAUCAUCUCUUGAUACGUUUCGAGCUGCAUUAAUAUCGUAUUUGAGUGAAAACUCGUGAUUAACCAAAUAUUCCAAUAUGAAUUCCGCAUUACUUCAUCAUACAUUAAAACAGGUUAUCGAUUCUUUUGUCCUAGAUUAUCAAAUAUUAGACAACAGUAUUUGUUGAGUCUUGUAAAUUUCUGAAAACAAGCUGGGUAGGCCUCGAUUUCUCCGUUUGUUUUUCUAGUUAAAUAAUUGGUGAUUUGUAUGUAUAUAUAACAAGCAUGUCUCCUCUUAUCAGUUUUGAUUAAUAGAAUAAAAACGGAUGAGUAGAUCUGAAGAGUUGUAGCUUAAUCUUCUCACCAUUAUAAAUUUAUAAUGUUGAUUAUAUUUUAUAUAAUUUGUUGUAAAUUGUGAAAUAAUUCCAUUCUCUCUGUCAUUAAAUCACUGUAACUGCCAAAUAUUGUGUAACAAUAACAAACUUUAGUAGCUCCCUUGAAGUAUUGUAUUCAGUCAUCCAUGAUUUAUUAUAAGUCGUCCAAAGUAUUCAAUACUCAAGGCAUUCAAUGAUGAAGUAUAUUCAAGAAUGAUGAAUCUGGUUAUUAUUUGUUAAUUUUGUAGAUAAUUAAUCAACUUGAAGAUUCAAGAAAUAUGAUAUAUUGUUACUAAUAAAACAUUUGAGGCGAUU